UGGAAAAGCGAAACUCGAACGGGAAAUUCGUAGUGCAAACGAUGAUGGCAGAGUAUCAACGAUUUUCCACACAACUUGUAAGAUUCAGCCAGUCUAUCAAAAGUUUAUCGUUGGUUGAGUACUUCCGCCCCCACGGCAAGGCCCAGCUAUGUCAUGCCAGGAGGUGGAAAAAAAGCUGUGUUUCCGACACUAGCGCUACACGAUCACGGCGGCGGAAAUGCGAACUAUGACCAUCAGUCCGGACAUAGCCAUAACCACGCCUCUUGUGCCAAGAAAUUGGCGCACCAGUCUCGAAGCAAAUCUGAGAGCAAGGACAGUCCUGAGAAAGAGAGGUCCGAUAUUCCUCCUGACAAAAGCAAGAAUAAACAAAAAGCAGGGAAAUCUGAAAGCAAAGACAGCCCUGACAAGGAAAAGACUGAAACUCAAUCAGAUAAGCCGGAAAAGUCAGAGAAGUCCAAGAGCAGUAAACAACAGAAAGAACAAAACUCGAAACACUGAAGAUUGAAGUGGAGAAAAUCUUCCUUGAAGAAGAAUGAGAAUGCCAACAAUAUAUGACUGCAAUCGAUUCAAUUAAAAUAUCAAUUAUUUCUGCAUUUAAUGCUUGAUUACUAUAAGAAUAACAAUUGUAUUCUAAUUUCUAUCAACUACCUGAAUCAGAGGGAAAUGAGCAACUAGAUUGAUAGAAUAAUGGAGGUGAAUCUAAAGUUUAUAAGCUUAAAUACAGUUUAUAUAAACAUAAAGUUUAUAUGCAUACAUUCUGAUUACAUUGAUGUAGCCUAUCUCAUGAAUGUAAUGUUGGAAUAUUGGGGGUAAGGAAGGUAGGGGGUAAUACACAAACAUCUUCAGAAAUUGAAGAUGAUUACUGAAUCAUUGAAGAAAUUAGGAAUUAACAUUCAAAAAACAGUUUCAGUUUUAUGUAGAAAAAUAUUCUCACUCAGAAAUAAUCAGAAAUUGAUAAUGGCCAUAUUCUUAGAUAUUAAAAAUAUUCUCACUCAGAAAAAAUUAUAUAAACAUUGAUAAUGAUUAUAUUAUCUCAGAGAAUGGGAUAUUAUUACUGAAUUAUUGAAGAAAUUGGAAAUUAACUUAAAAAAAAACAGUUUCAAAUUUAUGUAAAAAUAUUCUCAAGAUAUUUUCACUCAGAAAUGAUCAAAGAAUGAUAAUGAUCAUAUUCAAGAUAUUAUAAAAACAUUGAUAAUGAUUAUAUUAUCUCAGAGAAUGGGAUAUUAUUACUGAAUUAUUGAAGAAAUUGGAAAUUAACUUUCAAAAAAACAGUUACAGUUUCAUGUAAAAAUAUUCUCACUCUUCUCACAAAUUAUAAAAACAUUGAUAAUGAUCAUAUUCUCUCCCAGUAGUUAUCAAAAAUUGAUUCAAUGAGCUCAUAAAAAAUAAAUUCUUUAAAUACUGUAGUAAGAAGUAUAGUGAAGGCCGAAUUUAAAAGGGACAUGUUAAUGCAAAAUGUUAAAUGGAGAAGGAUGGAAAUCUUAAACGUUGAUAGGAAGAAAUGUCAUAUAUUUCGAAGGAAAAGAAGAAGGAGUUAAGAUAAAAAAACAAAUGAAAAUAGAGAUUCUGACAAGGAAAAUUUUAGUUGACCAAUAAAAUAAUAUCCUGAAUCAUAAGGUAAGUUAUUGUUUACUAACAAUAAAUCAUCUCUAGUCAAAUAUGUGAAAAAUUCGAAUAUAAGUUCCCUGCUCAUUUUUUGAAGGAGAGGGAGAAGGAAUUGAGAUAAAAAAACAAAUGAAAAUAGAGUUUCUAACAAGAAAAAUUUUAGUUGACCAAUAAAAUAAUAGCGUAAAUUAUAAGGUGAGCUGCUUACUCACCAAGAAUUUAUCAUUUCUUGUCAAAUAUGUGGAAAAUUUAAAUAGGUAAACUGCUCAUUUUCCUCUGAUUCAUUGUAGCAAAUCACCUCUCUGAUAAUAUAUAGUGUAUAAAUUUAAAACUUGUUUCAUGUUUUCAACAUGAAUCUUCCUUCUAAGUGUACUCAAUGUUAACUUACUCAAAGCAUCCAACUGUAAAGCUUGUCAAUGUGAAGACGUAUCUAAAUGUGUUUUCAAAUAAUCUGUGUUUAAUAAUAAUAUUCAGUGUCAGUUUAUUACAAGUCCUUGCAGUCAAUAUGUCAAUGUCAAUGUAUACCAAGAUUAAUAAUGCUCAGCUGUAUUGUGGAAAGCCCUCUCUAAAGCUUUAAAGACAUCUUGAUAAUUAAUUGUUUGCGUAAGUUUCUAUGAUGUAUGAACAAUGGUCGCAUCACUAUACAAUUUCCAUAAUAUUUAUGUAUAUACAAGUAUGUACUUCUUGAAAAAUAACGUCAAUACUGUAAUAAAUAAUGUAAUCAUUGUCUCAUUCAGCGUUAUAAUACCUACAAAAACUGAUUUCGUUUAUCUAUCAAUAAUACUCAUAAUUAAAUAUUGUUGUAAUACAUUGAACGCUUUUCAUGUGAUCGUAUAUGUAUGUAGUCAAUUUUCCAAAACUAAUAGAUAUUCCAAUUACUUUAUUCUUAUAUAUUGGAUGUAUAUUUUGUCAAUUGUUGUGAUCUUAGAACAGAAUAUUUUUUACAAUCUGUUACAGUAAUCUUAGUACAGCAAAAUAUCUACACGAGUAAUCAGCAUUUUAAUGUUAGUUGAUUUCCGCAUGAUAUUUAUUUUUCUGCUAAAACUAACUCCAAAGGAUAUUCGAUGUAUUUUCGUGGAUAAAAUUUAUUCGAAAAUUAUUCAUAACAACAGUAUCCAGUCAUUAUAAUAUUGGCCUAAAUGGAAUUGUGUAUGUGAUAUAGAUUUCAAUCCAUAUUGUUUACUACCAGAUAGUCUAUUGUAAUAUUGUCAUUAAUGUGAACGAAGAGUUGAAGGAUAAAUUAUGAAGGAAAAAAGAUGUAAUCUGUUAAAUAAAUGGAAUUGUAAAACAGUAUUAUUAGGACAUUAUCGAGAAAUGAUAGAGUUUAAGGUGAGACACAGAAAAAAUAUUAAUUAGAGAGAACAAAAUAAGGUUUCUCUUCUCCUAUCUAAAAAGAGCGAAAUUUAUCUAUAUCAGAUAAUAUUUUAUCUAUUGAUUUCGGAUUGAAUUGGCGAGAAAUAUUGGUAAACCUCAAGGCUUCAAUGCAUUUAAAAUAUUGAUUUCAGAACUAUAGGUAAACUGAAGGAUACACGCAUUUAUGAUUCCAGAUAAAAGUAAAAUGAAGUACCUAGCUCUGUUUAUCUUGAGUACCGUAGGCCUAUAAUAACAUACAAUAAAUGUAUUUCAAUGAUACAUUCAGUAACUAACUAUGAGUAGGCCCCUAUCUACCCUAAUGUGAAUAAAAUUUAUCUGAUAGAUAUGUUGUUAAAUAUAUUAUAUUUCAAUUCCUUUACAGACUUUACACGUUGAGCGUUUUGAGGCACAUCCGUGACCGUGACCCUCAUGUUCCCAAACCAAUGAGUUGCAUUAUUUUACUGACAAGAGAAUAGUUAUAAAUAUACUAACAUUAUUCCUUUGUGAACAUUCCAUUCAUAUAGAAUAUAAAUAUUCCUCAAUUAAUUAUAUCCAAUGAUAAUUUGACCCUCAAAACCUGAAAUGCAUACAAACCAAGAGCGUCAUAGAAUACCUGAAAGUUUGGACCUUCUAUCCAAUAAUUAGAAGGUUAUAUCAAAUAGAAACAAUUUUUCAGGUAUAAAAUAUUCAUUGAAUUGAAUGCAACUAAACAAAAAACUUAAAUAGAACCAAAAAACAUGGUAAAUUGUAAUACCGGUACUGGAAAUAUUGAGUUCAUAACCACUAAUUUACACAUGAUGCUUUAUCAUGAAACAUUAAAGGCACAUUUCUCACCGACCUCUCAUGACCUCCUAAUGCAACAUAUUUUAUUGAAUUUAAGUAUAGGUACUGAAAAUUCACUAAAAUCCUUUAAAAAAGCCUCUACCAAACAGACUAGAACAUCAUUGAAAAAUAAUAUAAACAUAACCUCAAAUAGAUCUGUCUGUUUAAUAUGGUGACUUGAUCGCUCAACGUUAUAAUUCUUGUUCCACCAUUCUUCCUCAUAGGCCCGGUUAAAUUUAAACAGUAAUUAAUUUCAUAGGAACUAAUCAGAGAAGGCCUUUUUGAUAGGACGGCAUCUCUGAUUGGUUCUUGUGGAAUCAAUCACGGUUGAAAUUUAACAGACUUUUGUGCAAGCGGCCCCUAGUGUAUUAUAUUUUUCCAAGGAAGAAACAAGAAAUAUGGAAAAAAGAUUGUUCAAAUAGCAUCAAUGAUAUGAUUGAAUUAUUAUAAAAAUGUAACUAUAAUAAAAUGCGGUAUUCUGUAAAAUCCAGCUAAAUGAAAAUGUAAAGGAUCAUAUUCAGACUAAUUCAUAGCAACUUCAAAAUAACUUAGAUUCCAUUAAUAACUGAAUAAAGAUUAAAACAGUUUCAAUUUUGAGCUCAUCAUUGAAGAAACUGAUAGGACUUAUAAAUCCUUCCAUUAAACAGAUAAUUCCUUAUGAAUUAUACAUACCGGUACACUGGUGGUAAUAAAAUUAUAUAAUUAUUAUAGAAUGUACGUUAUUCAUUGAUGACACCCAUAUUCAAUCAAUUGAGAGGACUGACAUAACUCCAUGAAAAGAUGAGACUAAGUUUCUUUUAAUUGAAUUUUAAAAAAUAAUAUUAAUCACAACAAUCAGUAUUAUUUUUGAGAUCCCAUUAACUUGAUUAAAUCUCCAAGAUCAUAUAAUCACAACAAAAUCAUAUUCAGUAGAAAUUUGUGACAAACUAAUCAACUAAAAAUUAUACUUAGAAUGUAUAAUUAGGGGAGAGCAGUAAAAUCGUAGACGGUUGUAUUUUUUACUGAAAAUGUAUUUAUGUUAGAGAACUGUUGUGUAAUCGAACAAAAUUAUUAUAAAACAUUUAGAAGACCGAUCUAGUCGAAAAAUGUAACAUUUCUAUAUUCAAUAGACUAGACGGUACAGUACAUGAAUAUGGUAUGUAGCACAUAUUAUGUAUUUGCUUCGAAAAUAUAUGCACAUAGUUGA
This is a messenger RNA of Nilaparvata lugens (brown planthopper), 4966 nucleotides long. Its product is annotated as protein starmaker. The coding region runs from base 154 to 498 and encodes 114 amino acids. The transcript is spliced from 5 exons. Lineage: Eukaryota; Metazoa; Arthropoda; Insecta; Hemiptera; Delphacidae. The record is from RefSeq and is a predicted model, not a curated record.